AUGGUUGAGUAUGACCGUCUUAUUUUCAUUCGCCAUAAUCAAAAUCAACUAAGGGCAGAGUUGUACAAAAAUAUAAUACAUGCAUCGGAUAAAGGGGAGGAUGCAGCUGUUAAAACUAGAAAGCGUAUUAUUCUUCCUUCUUCAUUCACAGGCGGACCUAGAUAUAUGGCUGAGAAUUGUAAGGAUGCUUUUGCAAUCUGCCGUUGGGCUGGAUAUCCUCAUCUUUUUAUAACAAUUACCUGCAAUCCUAAGUGGCCAGAAAUUACACAGUUUCUUAGGGCCAGAAACUUAAACGUUGAAGAUCGACCUGAUAUUCUUUGCAGAGUUUUCAAGUUCAAGUUAGACCAAUUGCUCCAUGAUUUAAAAAAAGAACAUGUUCUUGGCAGAGUUAAUGCAUAUGUUUGUACAAUUGAAUUUCAAAAACGUGGACUCCCUCAUGCUCAUAUUCUGUUGUUCUUGCACCCUUCUAACAAGCCCAACAGUGGACUUGAUAUUGAUAGAUUGAUUUCAGCAGAGAUUCCUAACAAGGAAACCCAUCCUUCUCUCUUUCUUGCUGUCACAAGUUACAUGAUGCAUGGUCCCUGUGGUGCUAACAAUUACAAGUCACAUUGCAUGAAGGAGGGAAAGUGUAUAAAGAAAUUUCCAAAGGGUUUUUGUUCCCGUACGAUUAUUGAUGAUGACGGAUUCCCUCAUUAUAAGAGAAGAGAUAAUGGGAGGGUUGCGAAGAAAAAUGGUGUUGAACUUGAUAAUCGUUUUGUUGUGCCUUAUAAUGCAAAACUCUUUUUAAAGUACCAGGCUCAUAUUAAUGUGGAAUAUACCUGUCAGACCAGUGCUAUUAAAUAUCUUUUUAAAUACAUUCAUAAAGGAAAUGAUAGAGUUACUGCUGCUAUACAUCAUUCAGAUGAUGAAAUUAAAAUGUUUUAUGAUUGUAGUGGAGAAGAUUCCUAUCUUCGAAUGCUUCUUAAUUUUAAAACGGGUUGCACAAGUUACGAGGACUUGAGAACUAUCAAUGGGGUGAUGUUUCCAACAUUUAAAGAUGCUUGCUAUUCUCUUGGACUUUUGGAUGAUGACAAUGAAUACAUUGAUGCAAUUAAGGAGGCAAGUUCUUGGCAGUCAGCUUUUUAUCUUAGACGUCUUUUUGCUCUGUUGUUGUUCGGUAACUCAAUGAAUAGACCUGAAAAUGUUUGGGGGAAGUGUUGGCAAUUUCUCUCUGACGAUGUUCUUUAUCGACAUAGAACAACAGUAGGACAUCCAGAUGCAAAUCUUACUGAAGAACAAAUAAAAAACACAACACUUGCUGAAAUUGAUAAAGUGCUACAGAGUAAUGGAAAAUGCCUUUCUGAUUACCCUUCAAUCCCCUGCAUCACUGGUGCAUCUUUGCUUGAUAUGCACAAUCGCUUAGUGCUUGAUGAAUUACUGUAUGACAGAUUGUUUUUGGUUGAAGAACAUAAAAGACUAAUGAGUUCCCUUACAGAUGAGCAAAAAGUUGUCUAUGACAAGAUAAUUUCAGCAGUUUCAGUGGGUACAGGGGGAUUCUUUUUUCUAUACGGCUUUGGUGGUACAGGAAAAACAUUUAUUUGGAAUACAUUGUCAGCAUCCAUUAGAUCAAAAGGCGAAAUUGUACUUAAUGUUGCUUCUAGCGGGAUUGCAUCACUUUUGCUUCCUGGAGGCCGGACAACACACUCUAGAUUUCGUAUUCCAAUUCAGAUCACUGAGGAUUCAACCUGUAAUAUACGGCAGGAUUCUAAUAUUGCCGAAUUGCUGGCGAAAACAAAGCUAAUCAUCUGGGAUGAAGCUCCAAUGGUACACAGAUUUUGCUUUGAGGCUCUAGACAAAACACUUAGAGAUGUUCUUAGAUUUUCUGAUUCAAGUUGUGUUGAUAAACCAUUUGGUGGGAAAGUUGUUGUUCUUGGGAGUGACUUCAGGCAAAUCUUACCUGUUGUUCCUCAUGGAAGCAGACAAGAUAUAGUCCAUGCAACCAUUAAUUCUUCUUGUCUUUGGUCUCAUUGUCAAUUAUUAACUUUGACCAAGAACAUGCGGCUUAGUUCUGGAAGUGACAUUCAUAAUUUAAUGGAAAUAAAGGAAUUUUCUGAUUAG
Molecule: messenger RNA, 2097 nt
Organism: Gastrolobium bilobum
Lineage: Eukaryota; Viridiplantae; Streptophyta; Magnoliopsida; Fabales; Fabaceae
Exons: 4
Coding region: 1-2097 (698 amino acids)
Biological process (GO): DNA repair; telomere maintenance
Molecular function (GO): DNA helicase activity
Source: RefSeq, a predicted model, not a curated record